AUGGAGAUGUUUCCACCUCUCUAUGCAUUAGUACGAAGACCGUUUACAACAAUGUCUAUCUGGUCAUGUGGUCUCCUAUUAGUCAUACUACUAAGUGGAGGAGGGGCUUCAUCAGCAUCCAAUUACUUGAUUGGCCUUGGAAGCUAUGACAUAACAGGGCCUGCUGCAGAUGUCAAUAUGAUGGGAUAUGCAAAUAUAGAACAAAUUGCAUCUGGAGUUCACUUCAGGUUGCGAGCUCGUGCCUUUAUUGUGGCAGAGUCCCAGUCUCAAGGAAACCGGGUAGUAUUUGUAAACCUUGAUGCCUGCAUGGCCUCACAAAUUGUUACGAUAAAAGUUUUUGAAAGAUUGAAGGCAAGGUAUGGUAACCUGUACAAUGAACAAAAUGUCGCUAUCAGUGGUAUUCACACUCAUGCUGGGCCAGGAGGCUAUCUCCAAUAUCUUGUGUAUAUUGUUACUUCCCUUGGAUUUGUACGCCAAUCAUUUGAUGUCAUUGUUGACGGCAUUGAGAAAAGCAUUAUACAAGCUCAUGAGAAUCUUCGUCCCGGCUCAAUUUCUGUGAAUGGCGGAGAGCUCUUAGAUGCAGGUGUAAACCGUAGCCCUAGUGCUUAUCUCAACAAUCCUGCUGCAGAACGGAGUAAAUAUAAGUAUGAUGUGGAUAAAGAAAUGACCCUCAUAAAGUUUGUAGACGAUGAUUGGGGCCCAGUGGGUAGCUUUAACUGGUUUGCAACUCAUGGAACAUCUAUGAGUCGUACAAACUCAUUGAUUAGUGGUGACAACAAAGGUGCUGCUGCACGAUUUAUGGAGGAUUGGUUUGCAAAAAAAUUCUUUAAUGAGGGUUUUGAACGCAUUUAUUCAAACUUAUCUGGAACCGUUAGCAUACCUCGAAGGGUCUCAAGCAUAGUCUCUAACCUUCAUGAACAACGUAAAGAGUUGAUGGAACUUGCCUCCACCUUUCAAUCUUCCCCAGGAAGACCUGCGACAAGAAUGUCCAGUGUUGCAAGACGAGUUCGGAGUGCCCUUAGGCAGGUUGACAGGCCCCAAUUUGUAUCUGCAUUUUGUCAAUCAAACUGUGGCGAUGUAAGCCCAAAUGUUCGUGGUGCAUUUUGCAUAGACACUGGACUGCCUUGUGAUUUCAAUCAUAGUACCUGCAAUGGUAAAAAUGAACUGUGCUAUGGCCGGGGCCCAGGUUACCCUGAUGAGUUUGAAAGUACACGUAUUAUCGGAGAAAGGCAAUUCAGAAAAGCUGUGGAACUUUUCAACGAAGCAUCUGAGCAGCUGAAAGGGAAGAUUGGGUAUAAACACAUGUAUGUAGACUUCUCCAAUCUUGAGGUCACAAUUUCUAAGGCGGGAGGGCGUACUGAGACAGUGAAAACAUGCCCAGCUGCAAUGGGUUUUGCUUUUGCUGCAGGAACCACUGAUGGACCUGGAGCGUUUGAUUUCAAGCAAGGAGAUGACAAGGGCAAUGCCUUCUGGAAGCUCGUGCGGAACUUACUGAAAGCACCAGGGAAGGAGCAGUGCAAUUGUCAACAACCAAAGCCAAUUUUACUNGAUGACUAA
Molecule: messenger RNA, 1557 nt
Organism: Ilex paraguariensis (yerba mate)
Lineage: Eukaryota; Viridiplantae; Streptophyta; Magnoliopsida; Aquifoliales; Aquifoliaceae
Source: the annotation of a GenBank genome assembly